This is a messenger RNA of Eurytemora carolleeae, 430 nucleotides long. It is a transcript of the gene Spase12, whose product is annotated as signal peptidase complex subunit 1. The transcript is spliced from 3 exons. NCBI's taxonomy places the organism in Eukaryota, Metazoa, Arthropoda, Copepoda, Calanoida, Temoridae. The record is from RefSeq and is a predicted model, not a curated record. Gene Ontology annotation, biological process: protein targeting to ER. Gene Ontology annotation, cellular component: endoplasmic reticulum membrane; signal peptidase complex. The coding region runs from base 35 to 319 and encodes 94 amino acids.
UAUAUAAUUUAUAACGUUAAAUUGCAGAAUCAGAAUGGAUAUGAUCAAGAGAAUCCCAACCCACAUGGAUUAUGUAGGACAGGGUAGAGCAGAGAAACUGUAUCAGAUCAUAAUAGUGUUGUUUGGAGCAGUUGGUUUGGUUUGGGGGUAUACGAUCCAACAGUUUAGCCAGACUGUUUAUAUUCUGGGAGCCGGUCUACUCCUUGCCAGCCUUCUCACUAUUCCACCUUGGGGGAUUUACAGGUCUAAGCCGUUGAAGUGGCAGGAUGCUAGGAACGAGAACGACGUGUCCGACGGAAAAUCCAAAAAGAAGAAAUGAAUCUGUCCGAUUCAGCGAUUGUUCAAAUUCUUAAACAUUUGGUUCUUUUAUAAUUUUCAUUUGAAUACACGUUGUGUAAGGUAAAGGUUUUGCAUUUAUUUAUGUUUCAGA